AGAAAUGAUAAUUGAUCACCUGCUCCUCCUGUAAAAUCUUUUGUUAUUUUGUUUUUGUGGCAAAAAAAAAAAAAAAAGGGUUUUAUAUAUGCAUGGUUAAGCAUUUUGUACAGAGUAACGGAGGAGUAGUUCCUUGCGUGAUUGUGCAGCCUGAGGUUCUUAAAGUAGAUAAUUAUGAAAAGUGGCGCAUUUUCAUGCAACACUAUUUAGUGGCUCAAGACCUUUGGGAUGUGGUUUUAUCAAGCGAGAUGGCUGAUGGAGAAGACCCAAGGGAGUGGAUUAAAAAGAAUGCCUUCGCUCUAUAUGCAAUUAAGAUUUCAUGUGGAGCAGAAAUGUUUGAUCAGGUUAAAGAGAUUAAUUCAGCCAAAGAUGCUUGGAAUGCAUUGGCUGACUUGCAUAAACAACCAAAUGAAGAUGGGAACGAAGAUACAGGCUUCGAGAUUCUUGAGAGGAAACAAACCGUGACAUUGCUCAAGGACAUAGAAAAGGAGGAUUCUGAUGCUGUAAAUGAACUCUUGGAAACACCUUCUUCGUAUUCUGCAAGAGUAUUAGAAGACGGUUCCACUCUUCUUCAUGUUGCAAUUGUUGCUGGCCAGGUAGAGUUAGCUAAGAGACUGAUUUCGGUGACGUCAGAAGAAGGGUUGGAAAUACCAAAUAAGCGCGGUAUGACAGCUCUCUCCUUGGCUGCUUGUAAGGGAAGCAGACAGAUUGUAGAAUGUUUGGUUGGAAAGAAUGGAAGAUUGCUUGAAAUCCCAGAUUGCGAGAAGAAGAUCCCACUUGUAUUGGCAUGUGCCACACACCAUCUGUGUUUGACCCGUUAUCUUUAUUCGGUGACACCUAUUAAAAUUCUUGAUCCAGUAAAUGGGGACCAUGGAUUCUUCCUCCUCAAAGAGUGUUUAAGGAACCAUAUGAUCGAGAUGGGACUGGAUCUGCUGCGCAAAUUUCCAGAUUUGAUAUUUCACAAAAGCUCUUUGGAACCAACCCCUAUUAUUUCAGAGUUGGUCCAAAUGCUAUCAUCAUUGUUUGCUGGGUGGGAAUGGCGAUUUUGUUGGUUGCGGGCAUCUAAGCUAGAGUACGACCGCGCCCAUGCCCGUGAGAUGGUACAUUUCAUAUGUUACAAACUGUCAACUUUAGAAAGAGACCAACUUAUAGGAAGCGGAGCAGUGGAAGCUACCUUCAAGGCUAUCAAGCUUGGCUACCUUGACUUUGUAAAACAAAUUACAGAAGCUAAUCCUGACAUAGUUUGGAGCCAUGAUCCCGAACACUCAAGAGACAUGCUAAUGUAUGCUGUAGCACAUCGUCAAAAGGAAAUUGCCGAGUUUCUUUAUGGACUCAAUGCGUGGAGGAGCAUGACGAGGUUUGCCACAGAUGACGACCAAAACAAUAUGUUACAUCUGGCCGCAAAGUUAUCUCCCAGCUCUCCCUGUAUUCAUCAUUUCCCUGAUCCGGUUCUCCAUAUGCAAAGCGAAGCAUGGUGGUUUAUGGCGAUUGCAGACAUUGUUCCAGCAUUUUAUGAAGAACAGAGAAAUAAAGAUGGCGAAACUCCUUCAGAAAUGUUUAGGAGAGAACACCAGAAUUUACUUAAAGAAGGUCAAAGGUGGGUAAAAGAGACAGCAAAUUUUGCCGCAAUUAUAGGCACUCUCAUCGUUAGCAUUAUGUUUGCAGCAGGUAUUACUGUUCCUGGUGUUGCCUCCUCCUGAAAGAUUUGGCCAUUUCUCCAUAACCAUAAGGACCAUACAAUGCAAAACCAGACCACUGCCCACGCCUUCUGUAAGCAUUUGCUAGAUAUUAAGCCAAAAUGUUGUGACAUAUGUUUCCAGCCUGCUCUUUGUGAUACCACCUGUAUGCCCUACCAAUUGUAGCAUGAAGUCCAAAUCAGCCAUGAUUUUUCACAUUCAAAAAAUAAAUGAUCUGUGGUCUCAGUCACUUGUCCACAUUGUGCACAGGAGGAGUCACUAUUCUGAAUUUUAACUCCUCUCCUAAACAAAUUUUCCUUUGUGGGUAUUCUAUCUUGUACUGCUCUCCAUACAAUGGCUGUCACUUUAAAUGGAACGUGCUUAUUCCAAAUUGUUGUGUAAACAGCAGCUUCUGCUUCCCUUGGUUUUGAUGACAGCAUUUUAUAUGCCGAUCGUACUGAAUAUCCUUCCUUGUGUCCAUUUUUCCAAAUCCAAUUGUCUUGUUGCCCUUGUUUUAUCUGCACUCCUUAUAAUUCCAACUGAAGUUCCUGCAAAAGAUUAUGUUCCCAUGCAAAAAGAGGCCUCCUCCAUCUCCAUCUCCAUCUCCAUUGCCACUCCCUUUCACUCCAAUCUCCCAUAUCAGAAAUUAAAGCAUCCUUAUCCUU
This is a messenger RNA of Rubroshorea leprosula, 2341 nucleotides long. Lineage: Eukaryota; Viridiplantae; Streptophyta; Magnoliopsida; Malvales; Dipterocarpaceae. The record is from the annotation of a GenBank genome assembly.